AUGAAGCCCUACGUAGGUCAAGUGUUCAAGUCUCUUAAAGAUGCAUUUGAGUUUUAUAAAAAUUACGGAAGCUCGUCUGGAUUCGAUGUUCGUAAAGGCGCUCUUAAGAGAGGGAAAUAUGGGCAGAUUCUAUAUCAAUAUUUUUUCUGCAUCAGAGAAGGCAUUAAUCCUGCUAAGCAUGAUCAGUCAUCCGAAACACAGCCGAAGAAAAAAAAGAGACGCCGAAAGCCAUCCACUAGGAACGGCUGCAAAGCACGUGUUACUGUGAGAAUUACAAAUGAGGGUGAGUACAUUGUUAGCAAUAUCGCUGAAGCUCAUAACCACGAAUUAGUAACGCCAGAGUGCCGCCACCUGAUGAAAUGCAAUCGGAACUUAGAUCCGUCACAUCACAUGAUCAUGUUAAAAUGUGCUAAAGCUAAUAUUGGACCAAUGAGAGCAUUCAGAAUUUUUAAAGAGCUGGUUUGUAGCUAUGAAGACGUUGGAUGUACGAGCGAUGACUUUAGAAACUUAUCCUAUGAGAUGAAUUGUUAUCCUGAUGGUUCAGACGCACAGUUGCUGUUGGACAGAUUUAUCACCAAACGCGAUCUGGAUGAUCGGUUUAAGUGUGAAUAUUUGCUCGAUGAGUGUCAAAAAGUGAAGAGCAUAUUCUGGAGUGAUGCAACGGGGGUUGAAAACUUCAGAACCUUUGGUGACGCAGUUUCGUUUGAUGCGACCUACUCAACCAACAGGUACAACAUGAUUUUUGCACCUUUUACUGGGAAGGACAACCAUGGUGGAUGCGUUACAUUUGCAGCUGGCUUACUAAGCAGAGAGGAUGUCAGCUCAUACUCUUGGCCAUACUAA
Salvia miltiorrhiza (redroot sage) is the source of this 843-nucleotide messenger RNA. RefSeq names its product protein FAR1-RELATED SEQUENCE 5-like. The coding region runs from base 1 to 843 and encodes 280 amino acids. The record is from RefSeq and is a predicted model, not a curated record. Gene Ontology annotation, biological process: regulation of DNA-templated transcription. The transcript has 2 exons. NCBI's taxonomy places the organism in Eukaryota, Viridiplantae, Streptophyta, Magnoliopsida, Lamiales, Lamiaceae.